AUGUCAAUCCAGGGCUUCAUUGUCGCCGCGGGCUUUCUGCUUGGUCGGGUCGCAGCCAUCACCCCCGCGGCCAGCUCGCCUGUGGCCAGCAGUCAGGCCUAUGUGCCUUCGGUGUCCUGCCGCACGCAGCUGGGAACUAAGUCAUUGGCACUUGUUCCUACCACUACCAUUACGCGCACCAUCCAUGACCCGACACCGGUUGUUGUCUUUUCGACGACACAAGACACCGUCAUUGUGACCCCUGACGCCUCGACUGUGACCGUCACCGACUAUGAGACGGCUACGACCAUUUCCACAGCUGACACGGUCACUGAUACUUUCUCGACAACCUCAACUGAAUAUGACACUGCAACGGUGACUAUCACUCCUGCUGCUGUCACUGCCAUUAUAUCUGUCACCAUCUCCACCACGAGCGCGAGCACGUCCACAAUUGCCAGCUCUUCGGGUUUUUCUCCCAUUGUGGAAACACUGCCUACAGCUACUGCUGCCAAGCGGUCCUUGAUCGAGCAGGACGAUUGUUCCUCCUGGCUGGACGACUAUCAAUAUUCUCAAGAGGUCGAGUGCCACCAGAAGAUUAUUGUCAAGACCACCACCGUCUCCACAGUGACCCAAUCUCCCGCGACUACUACCGCAGUCACGCCUACAUCCACCGUGACUAUGACAAUCACUAUCACCAGUACUUCAGUCGUGAUCCCUUCCGAUGUCUCAACCACGCUGAGCUACAGUACCACGUCCACCAUCACUGAAACCACAUCCGCGGCUGCCGAAACAACCACCGUGACGUCGACUACCAGCGCUGUGGCCGCCGUGGCUACCACCACCUUCUACGAGGCGUGCGGGUCUAGCAAUAUUGCUGGCGACCCUCUCUCCUCUGAAUUUGGCUCUUUUGCGGGCCAAUACAUGUACCUGAUCGCCUUCACCAACGUUCCCGGUGAAAGCUUGACUGUUGGCGACACCAGCUCUGCAUAUGAUUGCUGUGUCAGCUGCAUGGAGAGCUCCACCUGCGCCAUGUCCUACUACAACGCGGUUUCUUCCUCCAUCAGAUACUGCUAUCUAAUCCACACAACAACCUGCUCACAGUCUUCUGUUUACGCCAAGGCGUCUAUUCAUGACACUUCGGCUACCAUCCAGAUGUCCAACGGAAAUUGUGGUCGUGUUGUGGGCAUACAGGGGUAA
Messenger RNA from Aspergillus welwitschiae, 1176 nucleotides. RefSeq lists its product as uncharacterized. Lineage: Eukaryota; Fungi; Ascomycota; Eurotiomycetes; Eurotiales; Aspergillaceae. The record is from RefSeq and is a predicted model, not a curated record. The transcript has a single exon. The coding region runs from base 1 to 1176 and encodes 391 amino acids.